CAAGAAUGAGCGGCGAAACAUCUGUCACUAAAUCUAGCAGGUCAGACGAAAAUCAAACGGUGAUAGGAUAUAUUGAGAUACUUCAAGAUCAUCAACUUUCUAAGCUUGAGAGGCGCAUUGAUAUUCACACGACACGUUCCCGAGGAGGGGGAAGUCUAGCCGAAGAGGUCAUGGAGAAGCUUGAGAGAUUCAAAAUACGUACGGUUAACAUCUUGGUGGGAGGAGAUGAUGGCGAACAGAAGAAAUAAAACAAAUUUCAAAUAUUUGAAUUCAUUCAUUCAUUCUUUUCUAACCAAUCAAAGACUUUAAUUACUUUUUCGUUGCU
This is a messenger RNA of Capsella rubella, 325 nucleotides long. RefSeq lists its product as uncharacterized. The coding region runs from base 6 to 248 and encodes 80 amino acids. Lineage: Eukaryota; Viridiplantae; Streptophyta; Magnoliopsida; Brassicales; Brassicaceae. The record is from RefSeq and is a predicted model, not a curated record. The transcript has a single exon.